Pelobates cultripes (western spadefoot toad) is the source of this 4267-nucleotide messenger RNA. NCBI's taxonomy places the organism in Eukaryota, Metazoa, Chordata, Amphibia, Anura, Pelobatidae. The record is from the annotation of a GenBank genome assembly.
CUCAGACAUACAGUCUACACACUACUGCAGGCUCACGCUAAGGGGUUUUACAGUCAAGGCAGAGUGAAUUAUAUUUUAUUCCAUGACACCACCUGUAAAUCCAUACAAUUAAAUCAGCGAGAGAAAAGACGAGGAAGAGUUUGCAUUGGUGUGGACCCCACCUACCAUUACCGCUUUAAGAAAAAGCUUUCUGGGAUUUCAACCUGAGCAGGUUGAUUUAAAGCAAGGAUCAGAAUCUUCUAUGUACGAAGGAUAUAGGAGGAAGCUGGUGGACGUGCGCACGUGAAAAUCUCUAUGUGAACUCAGAAUUCUGAGACCCACUGGAAACAUAUUACAGUUAAAAACCAUGUAUGUGUCCUGGAGGCAGACACUGUGCAUGCUGACUAGGGGAGAGAGCUUGCCGUCUUGAAGGAUUAAACCUGGACAGGACACAGGAGGAGGAUAUACAGAGCUGCAGAGUCGAUUUUCUAUAGACAGUUACAUAUGCUUUAUCCAGACCUAGGAAGAAUUCACCCACUGUGUUUAGUAGGACUAAUGAUUCUUCUUGGAGACCUGUAGAGGGAACGACUGGGCCUGGCAUUAAGAGUGGUAUGAGAUCUGUGUUUCUGCUUAUACAAUGCACCGUCAAGAUUUCAUCUUUGAUUGUCUUUUCGCGUUUUUUGAGUGCCCAUAAAGAAUUAUCGAGUAGAUCGUUAGUUCAUAUUUUAGGGGCUUCACCUCUGUUCCCGUACACUUUUUUUCAUCAUGUGCCGGGAAGCAUAUUCUGCUCACAAGAAACAUGACCGUUGCCUCUGACCCAUGCUCAGUCCCGCAGGAGUGGGCAAAUCAUAGACCUAUGGCAUGUGUGUGCCCUCAGGGCCUCCCCAGGGGCAUAGCCUGGUUGACUACCCCUGGUUUAUUUUUCCUGUUGCUGCUGUUGCCUCUGAUACUGGGCCUUCCUAAAUAUUUUCCACAUAGCAACUGUUCCGUUUCACUUGUACAGGAAGACCCCAUCAGUGCACAUUGCCCAUCAAAUCCAACUCUUCAGUUUUCCUGGACCUGCAUUGAUCCUUUGCCUCAAAACAUUCCAUCUAUCCUGUCUAUUUCCAGCCAGGUCAGUGCCCAUGUCCCUUCAUGUCCACAUGAGCACCUACAUAUUAUCACUACACUGCACCUCAGAUCUGCACCCUAUGGUGAGCCAAAUAAAUUGUGCCUAAACCCUGGAUUGACAUUGCUGCCUCUCCCCUCUGUGCAACCAGCACCAUGGGGUAAAUGCCAAUUCCAAUGUCAAACUGUGGGCAGCCCUGGGGCAACAGUAUGGCACAACAUUCUGGUAACCACUCGCCAUCUCUGCCUGACUCAUCAGCACCCAUUAGAAAUGAAAUUGCAGUGCCAACCAUGUACUAAGCAAGGAGAACAUAUAGUUCACUGGAAGGUAAUGCUGCCACAAUUGGUUAAGCAGAAAGUCAAAGGUUUAGCGAUGCUCAGGGGCAAACGAAAUGUAAACACAAGUCCUCAAUUCCAGACACCAAGCUACCAAGUAUCAGUGCCUGAAAAUAAGCCUGCUGGGACUUUUGUUGUGCAGCUGAGGGCUAGUGAUCCAGAUGAAGGAGCUGCUGGGCGAUUAGAGUACUCCAUGGAUGCCCUUUUUGAUAGUCGCUCUGCCAGCUUUUUCUCACUGGAUCCAAAUAGUGGAGAAGUGACCACAGCAGAUGAACUAGACAGAGAAACCAAGAGUACCCAUGUUUUCAGAGUGACUGUCAGUGAUGCAGGUGUCCCCCGCCGAACAGCGAUGGCCACCCUCACUGUCUCAGUCAGUGACACAAAUGAUCAUGACCCAACCUUUGAACAACCAGAAUACAGAGAGAGUGUACGAGAGAACAUGGAGGUUGGCUACGAGGUGAUGACUGUUCGUGCCACAGAUGGAGACUCUGUCAUAAAUGCCAACAUUGCCUACCGUUUGGUAUCUGGAGCUGGUGAGGCUUUUGAAAUCGAUCAUCGAUCUGGGGUCAUUCGGACAAGAGGCCCUGUUGACCGUGAGUCUGUGGCGUUCUAUGAAUUACUUGUUGAAGCUGAUGAUCAAGGACGUGAACCUGGGCCUCGCAGUUCCACUGCCACUGUGCACAUUUCUGUUGAAGACGAAAAUGACAAUGCCCCCCAAUUUACUGAGAAGCGCUAUGUGGCACAUGUAGCAGAAGACAUUUACACUGACUCACAGCUUCUAGUUGUGACUGCUACUGACCGUGACCAAGGAGCAAAUGCUGCAGUACACUACAGUAUCUUGAGUGGAAAUGCUCGUGGUCUUUUCUCCAUUGAUCCACAGACUGGUGCGAUAUUUCUUGCUGGCACACUUGAUUUUGAGACAGGGAGAGAGCACACACUAAGGGUACGGGCACAAGAUGGAGGGAGACCCCCAUUAUCCAACGUAACUGGUUUGGUCAGUAUUCAGGUGCUGGAUGUAAAUGACAAUGCACCAGCUUUUGUCAGUGGUCCUUUCCAAGCUGCAGUGUUGGAGAAUGCUCCUUCUGGUUACUCUGUCUUACAGGCUCAGGCACUGGAUGCUGACUCUGGCGAAAACUCAAGGCUUGAAUAUCGUCUAACAGGAGAAUGUGGACCUUUCUCAAUAAACAAUAGCACUGGUUGGAUAAUUGUGCAGACAGAACUGGAUAGGGAAGAAGUGGAGUUUUAUAGCUUUGGCGUGGAGGCAAUAGAUCGUGGUCAGCCACCUCUGUCCUCUUCAGCUUCAGUAAGUGUGCAGGUUCUAGAUGUCAAUGAUAAUACUCCGGAAUUCACUCAACACGAAUACCAGGCACGUCUUAAUGAAGAUGCAGCUGUUGGUACAAGUGUUCUGACUGUAUGGGCAGUGGAUAGGGAUGCUCAUGCUACUAUCACCUACCAGAUCACUUCUGGAAAUGCUCGUCAUCGCUUCUCUAUCUCAAGUUUAGCUAGUGGUGGUGGUCUUUUAACACUUGCUCUACCUCUUGACUACAAACUUGAGCGUCAGUUUGUGCUUAUUAUAACAGCAUCAGAUGGGAUGAGAUCAGAUACUGCACGAGCUGUGGUGAAUGUUACAGAUGCCAACACGCAUCGACCUGUCUUUCAGAGCUCCCAUUACACAGUCAGUGUGCGAGAAGAUCAACCAGCAGGAACCACUGUAGUAAUAAUCAGUGCCACAGAUGAAGAUACUGGUGAGAAUGCUCGCAUCACAUACUUGGCUGAAGAAGGUAUGCCACAGUUUGCCAUAGACCCAGACACUGGAGCAGUUACUACCACCAUGGAGCUAGAUUAUGAGGAUCAAGUCUCUUACACAUUAGCUGUGACAGCAUGUGAUAAUGGCAUUCCUCAAAAAUCUGACACAACUUAUCUGGAAAUUCUGGUGACUGAUGUCAAUGACAAUCCCCCUGUCUUCCAAAGGGCAUCCUAUAGUGGCACUGUACCUGAGGAUGCCCCCCCUUAUACAAGUGUCCUACAGAUUUCUGCAACUGACCGUGACUCUGGUCUCAACGGAAGAGUCUUUUACACCUUUGCAGGAGGAGAUGAUGGGGAUGGGGACUUUACAGUGGAGUAUACGUCUGGUAUUGUCCGGACCCUAAGGCAACUGGACAGAGAGAAUGUUGUGCAGUAUAGACUAACUGCCUAUGCCAUUGACAAAGGGAUGCCUUCCCCACACCGUACUCCUACUGAAGUAGUAGUCACAGUCUUGGAUGUCAAUGAUAAUGCACCAGUGUUUGCCAAAGAUGAACUGGAAGUUAUGGUUUUAGAGAAUAGUCCCCUGGGACCACCACUAGCAAGAAUCACAGCCACUGAUCCUGAUGAAGGCCCAAAUGCACAAAUAAUGUAUCAGAUUGUGGAAGGAAACAUCCCAGAAGUUUUCCAGCUGGAUAUUUUCUCAGGGGAACUUACAGCACUUGUUGAUCUGGACUAUGAGCAGCGACCAGAAUAUGUAAUUGUGGUACAAGCCACAUCUGCUCCAUUGGUCAGCAGAGCAACAGUCAGAGUGCGCUUGGUGGAUGUCAAUGACAAUGCUCCAACUCUGAGUGACUUCAGAGUAGUCUUUAAUCAUUAUAUCGGUGGUGGUGGUGGCAGUUUCCCAGUGGGAGUAAUUGGGAAAGUUCCAGCACGGGAUCCUGACAUUAGUGACUCUUUGAACUUCACCUUCCUGAGUGGAAAUGAAUUAGGAUUGCUUCUGUUGAAUACUAGCAGUGGGGAAUUAAGUUUGAGCCUUGACCUCGACAGCAACCGUCCUUUGGAAGCUACCAUGGAGGUGUCUGUUACAGGUAUGUCAUAA